CCUCAGGCCCGGCAGCAGCCCCCGCAGUCGCUGGAGCGGCCGCGCCCGCCGCGGGGAGGGAGCAGCCCCUGGGGAGGCUCCAAGUUGGUGGAGCGGCGAGGACCCUUGGACCCCUCGGAGGCUCGCCCCAACCCCCGGGAGGGGCUGCCAGGCGAGUCCAGGCGGGCAGGGGCUCCGCGUUGCCCCGCUCCCCCAGCCCCCAGCUCCCAGCCCGCCGCGGCACCAUGCGCGCCCAGCGAGCGUGACCGGCUCCGCCCGCAGCCGGCCCGCAGCCCAGCCCUGCGCGCUCGCCGGCCACACCAAACGGCGCCCGGGAGCUAUGAGCCAUGAAGCCGCCCGGCAGCAGCUCCCGGCGGCUGCCCCUGGCGGGCUGCAGCCUUGCCGGCGCCUGCGGCGGCCCCGUCAGCCCGGUGCCUGCCCGCGCCCCGGCCCGCGCGCCGCCCUGCCGCCUGCUCCUCGUCCUUUUCCUGCUGCCUCGGCUCGCCGCCUCGUCCCGGCCCCGCACCUGGGGGGCUACUGCUCCCAGCGCUCCGCAUUGGAAUGAAACUGCAGAAAAAAAUUUGGGAGUCCUGGCAGAUGAAGACAAUACAGUGCAACAUAAUAGCAGCAGUAAUGUCAGUUACAGCAAAGCAAUGCAGAAAGAGAUCACACUGCCUUCAAGACUCAUCUAUUACAUCAACCAAGAUUCAGAAAGCCCUUACCAUGUUCUUGAUACAAAGGCAAGACACCAGCAAAAACACAAUAAGGCUGUCCAUCUGGCCCAGGCCAGCUUCCAGAUAGAAGCUUUCGGCUCUAAAUUCAUUCUUGACCUCAUACUGAACAAUGGUUUGCUGUCUUCUGAUUAUGUGGAGAUUCACUACGAGAAUGGGAAACCACAGUACUCCAAGGGUGGGGAGCACUGCUACUACCACGGGAGCAUCAGAGGCAUCAAAGACUCCACGGUGGCGCUGUCAACCUGCAAUGGUCUUCAUGGUAUGUUUGAAGAUAAUACCUAUGUGUAUAUGAUAGAGCCACUGGAGCUGAUUCAUGAUGAGAAAAGUGCUGGUGGUCGACCACAUGUAAUCCAAAAAUUCAUGGCAGGACAAUAUUCGAAGCAAAUGAAGAAUCUCAGUAUGGAAGGCAGUGACAAGUGGCCCUUGCUGUCUGAAUUACAGUGGCUGAAAAGAAGGAAGAGAGCAGUGAAUCCAUCUCGUGGAGUGUUUGAAGAAAUGAAAUAUUUGGAACUUAUGAUUGUCAAUGAUCACAAAACAUAUAAGAAGCAUCGCUCUUCUCAUGCACACACUAACAACUUCGCCAAGUCUGUGGUCAACCUUGUGGAUUCUAUUUAUAAGGAGCAGCUCAACACCAGGGUUGUCCUGGUGGCCGUUGAGACGUGGACCGAGAAGGAUCACAUUGACAUCACGACCAACCCUGUGCAGAUGCUUCACGAGUUCUCCAAAUACCGGCAGCGCAUCAAGCAGCAUGCGGAUGCUGUGCACCUCAUCUCACGCGUGACAUUCCACUAUAAGAGAAGCAGUCUGAGUUUCUUUGGAGGUGUCUGUUCUCGCACAAGAGGCGUUGGUGUGAACGAGUAUGGUCUUCCAAUGGCAGUGGCACAAGUCUUAUCACAGAGCCUGGCUCAAAACCUUGGAAUCCAAUGGGAGCCUUCUAGCAGAAAGCCAAAGUGUGACUGCACAGAAUCCUGGGGUGGCUGCAUCAUGGAGGAGACAGGGGUAUCCCAUUCCCGAAAAUUUUCGAAAUGCAGCAUUUUGGAAUAUAGAGACUUUUUACUGAGAGGGGGUGGAGCCUGUCUUUUCAACAGGCCAACAAAGCUGUUUGAGCCCACAGAAUGUGGAAACGGAUAUGUAGAAGCUGGGGAGGAAUGUGAUUGUGGUUUCCAUGUGGAAUGCUAUGGCUUGUGCUGUAAGAAAUGCUCUCUUUCCAACGGAGCACACUGCAGUGAUGGACCCUGCUGUAACAAUACCUCAUGUCUUUUUCAACCACGUGGUUAUGAAUGCCGAGAUGCUGUGAAUGGCUGUGAUAUUACUGAGUACUGCACAGGGGAUUCUGGUCAGUGCCCACCAAAUCUUCAUAAGCAAGAUGGAUAUGCAUGCAAUCAAAAUCAGGGUCGUUGCUACAAUGGCGAGUGCAAGACCAGGGACAACCAAUGUCAGUUCAUCUGGGGAACAAAGGCUACAGGAUCUGACAAGUUCUGCUAUGAAAAGCUGAAUACAGAAGGGACUGAGAAGGGCAAUUGCGGGAAGAAUGGAGACCGUUGGAUCCAGUGCAGCAAACAUGACGUGUUCUGUGGGUUUUUACUCUGUGCCAAUCUUACUCGAGCUCCGCGUAUUGGUCAGCUCCAGGGUGAGAUCAUCCCAACUUCCUUCUACCAUCAAGGCCGGGUGAUUGACUGCAGUGGUGCUCAUGUAGUUUUAGAUGAUGAUACAGAUGUGGGCUACGUAGAAGAUGGAACACCAUGUGGCCCCUCCAUGAUGUGCUUAGAUCGGAAGUGCCUACAGAUUCAAGCCCUCAAUAUGAGCAGCUGUCCUCUUGAUUCCAAGGGUAAAGUCUGUUCAGGCCAUGGGGUGUGUAGUAAUGAAGCCACCUGCAUCUGCGAUUUCACCUGGGCAGGAACAGACUGCAGUAUCCGGGAUCCGGUUAGGAACUUGCCCCCGCCAAAGGAUGAAGGACCCAAGGUGAACUUGGCCACGAGCAGGCUAAUAGGGGCCGUGGCCGGCACCAUUCUGGCCCUGGGGGUGAUUUUUGGAGGCACAGGGUGGGGAAUAGAGUAAGCAUCUUACGAGUUUCUGAGUAUUUCUGUGUGGUGCCUGGUGUGUGAAAUGAAGCUUGUUAUCUGUCUCUGCCAAGUUCUGUCUUGUGGACUCUGUUCCCUGUGGUCGUGCCACUUGUGGUGUGAUUUGGAUGUGUUUGUGUCUUGUGGUUUUCUCGUGUAAUACUGAACCUUCUCCUGUCUGGAACAAUGUGGGGCAUAAAAUAUUGUUGGGGGUGCUUAUGGUAUAUUCCCAAUUAAGCAACAGUCCAAACUUCCACAACUCUAUCACUUAUAAGAGAAAUUUAA
Messenger RNA from Ochotona princeps (American pika), 3058 nucleotides. RefSeq names its product ADAM metallopeptidase domain 23 (gene ADAM23). Gene Ontology annotation, cellular component: presynaptic membrane. The transcript has 25 exons. Gene Ontology annotation, biological process: proteolysis. Bases 327 to 2771 code for a protein of 814 amino acids. Lineage: Eukaryota; Metazoa; Chordata; Mammalia; Lagomorpha; Ochotonidae. The record is from RefSeq and is a predicted model, not a curated record. Gene Ontology annotation, molecular function: metalloendopeptidase activity.